This is a messenger RNA of Cajanus cajan (pigeon pea), 5050 nucleotides long. NCBI's taxonomy places the organism in Eukaryota, Viridiplantae, Streptophyta, Magnoliopsida, Fabales, Fabaceae. The record is from RefSeq and is a predicted model, not a curated record.
UUUUUUUUUCUUCCCAAUUCCAUUAUAAAUCUCAUGCCUCCUUCUAUCAUUCAAAUUCAAAUGCGAUUCCAUCCACUGAACAAGUAGUAACUGUUACUUUUGUAUUGGAGAAUGGAACCAUCGAAUCGAAUUUCUUCCACCUCUCGAAUAUCCAGGUUGAGAUCUUCCUUCCUCAAGAACCUUCCCGAGCCUCUCCGUCGCGCCGUCGCCGAUUGCCUCUCCUCUCCCCUCACCUCCGCCGUCGAAUCUUCCAGGAUCCUUCGGGACUAUCUGGCAGACCCUGCAACCACAGACUUGGCUUACAGUGCAAUUUUGGGACACACUAUAGCAGAGAGGGAGAGAAGUCCUGCUGUAGUCUCAAGGUGUGUGGCACUUUUCAAACGCUAUCUUCUAAGAUACAAACCAAGUGAGGAGAUUUUACAUCAGAUAGAACAAUUUUGUUCAACCAUUAUUGCUGAAUGUGAUAUUAAUCUGCAUCGACCAUGGUCAAGAUCUUUGAAUCAACAAACUGGUGUAUUAGCGUCAUCCACAAAUACAUCUCCUUUGCCUGUAUCUAGUUUUACUUCUGAGGCAAUUGUGAAAUCACUGAGUUACGUACGCUCCCUUGUGGCUCAACACAUUCCGAAGAGGCUUUUUCAACUAGCUUCAUUUUCUGGAUCACCUUCUGCGUCAGGACAAUCGUUGCCAACAUUGUCAUCAUUGUUGAGUAAAUCCUUCAAUUCCCAACUAUAUCCGGCAAGUGUCCCAGAAUCAGCAGAGAAGGAUUCAGUCACUUCAUCUAUUUCAAAGCUAUCAAAAAUUGAUGAAAAAGAUGAACUUGGGUUCAUUGCGCAUGAUAUUCUACAAUGGCGCUGGCUUGAGGAACAGCAGUCAUCAUCAAUGGAAGCUGACAGUGAUCAUGCUGUGAAUUCACAAGGCAUGAGAGCAUAUAAUUUCUUAGAAGUAGGUGCUGCAGCUCUACUUGAAGGAGACAUUGAAGCUAAGAUGAAGGGGCAACCAUGGAAACAUUUUGGGACUGAUGAUAUGCCUUACCUGGAUCAGCUAUUGCAGUCUUCUCCAGUAACAUCAUUUACUAAUUCUGCCUCUGCUUGUCCUCCCCUGAGAGCAAUAACAGCAUCUAAACGCACAAAAGCAGGCCCGCAUCAAGUUUGGGAGGAUUUUCCUGUGAGUACAUUCCGUCCUCGAGCUCGACAACUCUUUCAAUAUCGAUAUUACAGUGAGCAACAACCUUUGCGAUUGAACCCUGCUGAGGUAUGUGAAGUCAUUGUUGCUGUUUGCACAGAGCCUUCCCCAAAUACCAAUGUCAUGAUGAAGUCAACUAGGCUAACCAAUAACAGUGGAAAACCAUCAAUGGAUGUGGCUGUUAGCGUCCUUAUUAAACUUGUUAUUGACAUGUAUAUUUUUGAUUCUCAGAUUGCUACACCACUCACUCUUUCUUUGCUUGAGGAGAUGCUUAGUUCUUCUAAAACAGCUUGCAGGGUUCAAGCGUUUGAUUUAAUUCUAAAUUUUGCGGUUCAUGGUCAUCUCCUAGAACCAAUCAUAGCUGAUGAUGCUUCCACAAUUGAAGAAGAAUAUUCUCAAGAAUCCUAUUAUGAUAGUGACACUCAACUUAUGGUCCAAGGGAGCAGAAAAGGAAAUCAGAACAAAUUGGACACUUUCUCUGCAAUUGAUAAUUUCGAGUCUUGGAUUUUAAAUAUUUUGUAUGAGAUACUCCUUCUUCUUGUGCAGACUGAAGAACAGGAGGAAUCUGUCUGGGCAUCUGCACUCAGUUGUUUACUUUAUUUUGUCUGUGAUAACGGAAAGAUCCUCAGAAACCGAUUGCAAGUUCUUGACAUAAGGGUUAUCAAAUCACUUAUAGAAACCAGCAGGAAGAAUUCAUGGGCAGAAUUAGUUCAUUGUAAGCUCAUUUCGAUGUUAGCUAACAUGUUAUAUGAAGUUCCCGAUGAAGCUGUUGAGCUCCUACCUAGCACACCAAAGUUUCUCAUGAAUCAGCUUGAUCUGAUUGGAGGAGUUCAAUUUCUUUUUUGUGAGUAUGCCCUUGUAAACUCAAGAGAAGAGAGGAAAAAUCUGUAUUCGGUGCUUUUUGACUAUGUUUUGCAUCAAAUUAAUGAAACUUGUGUAGCGACUGGAAUCAAUGAAUAUAGUGAUGAUGAGAUCCGACCACUUGCAACUCUACUUGCUCGAACAAAUGCAGCUGAGGCAUUUCAUAUUUCUGUUAAACUUGGGGUAGAAGGAAUUGGAGAGCUUUUGAGGAGAUCAAUUGCAUCUGCUCUGUUGAGACAUCCCAACAGUGAACGGCUGAAUAUGCUCUUGGAAAUUGUGACAGAGAAAUUUGACGCAUUAAUAAGUUCAUUCACUCAUUUGGAUGGAGAGUUCUCUCAUAUGAUUCAGAUAACCAAAACUCACAAGUCUCUUGAAAAUGUGGAAAUUAUUGCUCUAAGAAAUGACAUCAAUCUGCAGAGAAACCUCUCGUGGGCGACUUUACAUUCCCUUCUUCAUUCUGAAAGAAUUGCUUACCGUCAGAAUGGGUAUAUCUGGUUAGGUGAUCUGCUUAUUGCUGAAAUCAGCGGGGAAAGAAAUGAAACCAUAUGGGCAAAUAUAAAAUAUUUCCAGCAAAAAAUUGCUCAAGUAGGAAAACAAGAUUCUUCAGAUAUGUCAGAUAUUCCUUUGCCCAUUUCACUUAUGUGUGGGCUUUUAAAAUCAAAACACAACUAUAUUAGAUGGGGAUAUUUAUUUGUUCUUGAAAGGCUGCUUAUGAGAUGCAAAUUUUUGUUAGAUGAAUAUGAAAUGCAACAAUCAAGGAGCAGUGAUCUUGGGUGCAGGCAGAAAGAUUGGCAUCUUGAGAAAGCCUAUGCAUUGAUUGACAUAAUGAGCAGUGCUUUGUUGUUUCAGAUAAACGAAAAAGAUUGCACCAAUAAGUAUGAAACAGAUCGCAUCAAUAUUCUGAAAAUGUGUGACAUAUUAUUAUCCCAAUUAUGCCUGAGAGUUCCCCGUGCCCUUAAACAAGAUACUUAUCUCUUGGAUGAAUCUAAUGAGCAAAAAGCUGGUGGAAGAUCAAACUACCCUGAUAACUAUCAUCUUCUUCGGGAGACUGCAGCAAUGGCAGCACUUCUUCUCCAAGGACAAGCCAUUGCCCCAAUGCAAUUAAUUGCGCGCAUUCCUCCUGAUUUGCUAUUUUGGCCACUAAUGCAAUUGGCUGGAGCAGCAACAGAUGAUAUUGCAUUGGGUGUUGCUGUUGGAAGUAAGGGAAGAGGAAACCUACCUGGUGCUGCAUCUGAUAUUCGGGCCACCCUUCUCCUACUUCUUAUUGGUAAAUGCACGGCAGAUCCUGUUGCUUUCAAGGAAGUUGGUAAAGAACGUUUUUUUAUGGAACUUUUGAAUGACAGAGAUUCAAGGGUGGCAUAUUAUUCUUCUGCUUUUCUAUUGAAGCGAAUGAUGACCGAGUAUCCUGAAAAAUAUCAACACAUGCUUGAGAAUCUUCUUGUUAAAGCUCAGCAGAGCAACAAUGAAAAACUGUUAGAGAAUCCUUACCUUCAAAUGCGUGGCAUACUUCAAUUGGCAAAUGAUCUUGGAUUUGACUUGUGAUGUUUGAGUCAUGACUUUAUGGAGUGCGAUAUUGGUUUGGAGUAGACUCGUGUUGGUCUAAGGAAUAAUUGCAACUGAUUCUGAGGAUCAUUCAGUAUCUAUCCUUUAAAUGACCGAGAUUGCCACACUAGCUGGGACAUAUUCUUUUAAAGCUUCCUUGCAGAAACCAAAUUGUGAUUUAUUUUCAAAAUGGUUGAAUAGAAUCUAGUGGUGGCCAGUGGUGCUACUCUUUGUGGGCCAUGUUGAUAUCUGCAAUCGUGUCACCAACGACAGCAUGUCUUUCAACCACUGAAAGAGAGUUUACUUGGGAAAAAUUAUUAAAAUGUGCUCUUCUGCUUAAGAAGUUUGGCUAAAAGGCUAGUGAAAGCAAGUGUUGUCUCCGGGAAUAAUUUGAAUAUCUUUGAUUUUGGUUCAGAUGCUGAAACAUUGCUGAUCUAUGCCUCAACAUGUCCUCAGGUACCUUUCUCUCCCUCCCACUUUCUCUUGCUUUGGUGUUGUUCAAUAUGAAAUCCAUAGGGACUCUGCAGGACUUUGAUCAAUAAAUACCCUGCCCCCUUCAAUUUUAGAACACAAUUUUCGGUGAAGAGAAGUUUAGUUCUUUUGGUAAUUGUCAAUAGAUUGGCUAAACUUUUGUGAUAUACAAGGUCACUUUUUGAUUUACGCUUCAUCUUCAUAAGUGAAAAAGUGGCCACACGUUGAACAGAGCUCUAGACUUUUAGAAAGCACAGAUGACAUGGGACAUGAAUAUGAUAUGACACAAACACGUGGACACAGAAAUGUUUUAAAAAUCACAGCCUUCACAGGACAUGACUUGACUAUAAUUCAAUAUAUAAAAUUAAUAUAAAAGAUGAAUUUGAAAUUAAAAGAGAGAAGUAAUAAAAUGUUAUAGUUUAUCUAAUUAUUGUGGUAUUUUCUUCGGUAUUAUUAUAAAAGUUCAUGAAACAAGUUAAAAAAAUUCUAAAAUGCAGUUAGGAGUAUCCGUAGUGUGUUUGGGUAUCCAGUUGCACCCUUUUAAACAGAGGUUUCACACAUUCCUAUGCACAAACUUAGAAGGAAAGGAAAUAUGAAUUGGUGUUCUGUUCAACAGAAUAGGUUUCCAAAUACGCACUUACAGUUUGAAGUGUUUUCUGGUUAAUCUUUAAAGUUGUAUCGAAAUAUUAAGAAAAAUAUUCUGUGAACAUUGUCAGUAUAAUCACUUUUCAACAUGAUCCUUUCACAGGGGCCAUCAUGCGAUUGGGAUGCCUACUUUUAGAGGUAUCCAAAUUGUUCCCCUUCUGUUCUGUAAUUAUGUGCUCCUUAAUUUAUUUUCUCAAUUUCUUUAUGAUUUUAUCGAGAAAAAUUGUAACAUGUAUUGAGAAAUUACCGUGUAUAUAUAUAAAUAUAUAGACACACAGGGUCUUAUAGUGGAAUAGUGGAGGGCAGUUCGUUAUGUAAUUUGAUAUAUAAUUUCUUGUUUCUUUUAUUA